Messenger RNA from Myzus persicae (green peach aphid), 993 nucleotides. RefSeq names its product probable enoyl-CoA hydratase, mitochondrial. The record is from RefSeq and is a predicted model, not a curated record. The transcript has 4 exons. Lineage: Eukaryota; Metazoa; Arthropoda; Insecta; Hemiptera; Aphididae. The coding region runs from base 36 to 785 and encodes 249 amino acids.
AGUGAUAACGAUUUUCCAUUUCAAAUAUUUUAAACAUGGCUUUAUUAAAACAAUUCAAAUUAAUUCUCCAUUCUACAAACUACUUACAAUUUAAGCCAUCGAUAAAAUAUUAUAAAUUUUUUUCGUCUGGAGCUGUUCUAACAUCUAAUGAAAAUAUUAUCUAUCCAAAUGUUAAGACAUUCAAGCACCAGCAUAUUACUUUAAUAUCAUUGAAUAGACCCGAUGAUAAAAACACAUUAAAUGCGGGAACUGUAGAUGAUUUAAGAAAAGUUAUUUCAAAUUUUGAGAAUGAUCCUUCAUCGACAGUUGCUAUUUUAUAUGGAGAAGGGGGAUCAUUCUGUGCAGGGUUCGACCCUUGUGAAUUGUCUGAGGCACCACAAGUAUAUGAUGACUUUUUGCAAUCACAUUGUCAAAAGCCAAUCAUAGCUGCCGUUUCUGGAUUUGCAUAUAAUGCUGGUUUUGAUUUGUGUUUGUGGUGUGAUUUGCGCAUUGUAGAAGAGAAUGCUGUCAUGGCAAUCGAUAGAAAAUUAAAUAUUUCAAAAUCAAAAAUAUUUCUCAAUAGGCUUUUAAAAACAGUUGGAUAUUCAAGAACAAUGGAUCUAUUAUUGACUGGUAGAGAUAUAAAAUCUAAAGAAGCAUUUGAAUGUGGUCUUGCAAACCGUGUAGUUGCAUGUGGAUCAAGUGUUGGUCAAGCAGUAAAUAUGGCGUUUAAUAUUGGUAAAUUUCCACAACAGUCAAUGAACCACGACAGAAGCAUAAUACAUGCAAUAAUAUCAGAACAGUGAUGUAUUUUACAAUGUUAGAUAAUGUUUAAUGUUCCAGGAUACAAUCAGUACUAGUCCUACUGUCCUGGACCCUUGGGGUGACAAUGAUGCACCUUCGUGAGACCUCAUGCUAGGGUCUAGCAUGGGGUAUAUGAAUCCCACAUAAUUUUUCUUAUGUAUUAAAAAUGGCGAAUAUCUAACUAUAAUAUAUAUUAUUAUUUACCGUGAA